This is a messenger RNA of Oncorhynchus mykiss (rainbow trout), 2778 nucleotides long. RefSeq names its product interleukin-6 receptor subunit beta. Lineage: Eukaryota; Metazoa; Chordata; Actinopteri; Salmoniformes; Salmonidae. Gene Ontology annotation, molecular function: protein binding. The record is from RefSeq and is a predicted model, not a curated record.
GCUCUGUCUUUCUACCUGACAAAAAACAAGAGUAUGCUGACAUUUCUCUCCCCACAGUUUCAUUUACAAGAAGAGUAACUGAAACAGGUUUGAGGACAUCUGCAUGGAACAGUGUUAACAGUCCAGCAAACCCACGUCUCCUUGGCUAUACGCAGACGGAUCAACCCUGGAUAACCACCUGUUUGGACACUUUACACACUAACUCCCUCAGGGGGUUGUUGAGGUGAUGGAGGCAAAGGAACACUGGUCCCUGCCAAGGUUUCUGGUUCUUGCUAUGGUAAUAGCUCAAGGGACAACUUGUAAAUGUCUUUCUAGUCCUCAAUGCUACAAGAAAACUGAAAAAGCUACCACCUAUACGUGUGAAUGGACGUCUGGGUCUAUGCAAAAUGCCACCUAUGAGCUUUUUUACAAGCGCUCCAAUUCUACGGAAAAUAAAAAAUCAUUGGGCAAAAAUCAGCAGAGCUAUAUCUUUGUGAAUGACGAUAAAGUGCUCGAAAAAGUGCCCGUGGAUCUAUGGGUGGUUGCUUAUAUGGGCAACUGGAGCUGCCAGUCACUCAGUACCUCUGUUCGACUUAAUGAAAGUGUUAAGUAUGAAGCGCCCCAAAAUAUGUCUAUGUCAAGAUCCUCAAGUAAUCUUACCCUCAGCUGGGUUAACAAGGAAGAAGUGAAAAAUCACAUGCCGGAAGAUGUUGUAUUAGAGGUCAAGUUCAGCACAUUAGAGAAAACCUCCGGGGUAUGGAACACAACUGAAACAGAAGUCAAACAAGCCAUGGUCACUCUGGAGAUUCUCCAGAACCAACACAUGUACCAACUGCAGGUCAGACAAAAGUCCAAGCAUGUCAAACGUCCCCUGUGGAGCGACUGGACUCCAAUCUUGGACGUUCCCACUGAAAUCCAAAAUGCCACAGAGGUUAAGUGGACAGUGGAGGAUUUUAACAACGGUACCCGACUCCUCAAUCUGACUUGGGGUACACCACCUUAUCCAGUCUCUGUGGGACAGGUGAAUUACAACCUCUCUCUCCAUAUUUGGCCUUGCCAACUAAAGCGAAAGAACCACACCAAUAUCACUACCACUGAGUUUAGUGUUUAUGUGACUUACUCUGCUGUCAGUGGUUACAUUUUUGCCUUUAAUAAGGUGGGAAAGUCAUCGCAGACACAUAUCCUUGUCCCAGCAAAACAUCUUACAUAUCCCAGGAAGUCUUGGCCUGAUGACAAACUCAUCCCACGCAAUUAUAACCCUCGCCUUAAAAAUUCCUGUCUGGAAUGGUACAAGCUAACAGACGGAGAAACACAACCAGCCAAAGUGAAUAUAUCAAAAAUGAUAAAUGGAACAGUGGAGGAAACACUCAAAUCUGUCAGACAAAAGAUGGACGACUAUGUACGUUACUUUUACCUCGUUCACAAACAAACUGAUGGAAAGCCACAAACAACAGAAAUGCGUCUCAUGUACAAAAAAGAGGGUGCAGCUAGUAAGGCACCUGAGGAUUUCACUGUUAAAGUAGUAACCAACUCUGCAGUGCUGCAUUGGAAACCUAUUCCUGUGCAAGACCAGCAAGGCUUCCUUACACACUACGAAGUCUGCUACACAAGAAGCCAAAAUAAUGGGGCCCACAUUGAAAUAAAAAAGUGUCACAACAUUUCAGCAUCAAAAACAGAGUACCUUAUUCAAAACCUGACACCUGAGUCCGACUACAAUAUCUAUCUUGCUGGAGCAACAGCUGCAGGCUCAGGACGAAAUAUAUCUAUCCAUAUCUUGACAAAGCCUCAACACAGGUCCAUUACUGGCUGGAUGAUAGCUGGCAGAAUUGUUUUAAUUGCAAUAUUAAUAACAAUAUGCUUAUUUAUCAUCAAGAGACAUAAAAGCAAGAUCUUCCCACCAAUACCACGUCCUAUGGUCGCAGAGUCCAAGAACUAUCGAGCGAGUACUCAGGACAUGUAUGAGAUUAAGGAAGAGGUGCAUGAGCUGCAGCUACAUGACAAGAGCAGCCAAGAUCCCAACCCUGAGGAAGCCACUCUCCUGGAGGUGUGUGAAGACGAGAACGAGAAGAGCCUUGGAGACUCCAGCACACCAGAUGGAGUCAGUGACCCACUGACCUCUGAUUUUAAGGGCCAGGUGUUAAGUUUAGAAACCGCCGAUCCAAGCCAAGGAGAGAUUGACUGUGAAGUCACCAUGCUGAUGUAUAGGAACGGUCUGGUCUUUGAUAUGAAGGCAGACUCCACCGAGGAUGUCGGGACGCCACUGUAGACAUCACUGCGGUAGCACUUACUUAAAGACUGUAAUUAAAAUGCAUUAUGGUGCAUUAUAAGACUUGUCAUAACUUAAUCAUGCAAGACCCCCUUAACAUGGUGUAUUGUAGUUUCCUAUUGAUCCUGAGUAAAUAACAGCCAUUUUGAGUCAGUUGAGAAACAUGACAUAAUAUAAGUAAGCAAUAAGGCCCGAGGGGAUGUGGUAUAUGGCCAAUACCAUGGCUAAGAGCUGUUCUUAGGCAUAACACAGCACCCUUAGCUAUGGUACAUUGGCCAUAUACCACAAACCCCUGAGGUGCCUUAUUGCUAUUAUAAACUGGUUACUAAGAUAAUUAGAACAGUAAACAAGUAAUUUUGUGUCAUGCCCGUGGUUUUCAGCCAAUCAGCAUUCAGGGCUUGAACGACCAGGUUUAUAAUAAUCCUUACAAUAACACAUUAUAAAAGGUCCAAAUCAAAUCAAAUCAAAUUUAUUUAUAUAGCCCUUCGUACAUCAGCUGAUAUCUCAAAGUGCUGUACAGAAACCCAGCCUAA